Molecule: messenger RNA, 255 nt
Organism: Schistosoma margrebowiei
Lineage: Eukaryota; Metazoa; Platyhelminthes; Trematoda; Strigeidida; Schistosomatidae
Source: the annotation of a GenBank genome assembly
AUGAUUUAUUCAUUCAAAAUUGUCGCGAUAUCAUCAUCAUCAUCAUCAUCAUCAUCAUCAUCAUCAUCAUCAUCAUCAUCAUCAUCAUCAUCAUCAUCAUCAUCAUCAUCAUCAUCAUCAUCAUCAUCAUCAUCAUCAUCAUCAUCAUCAUCAUCAUCAUCAUCAUCAUCAUCAUCAUCAUCAUCAUCAUCAUCAUCAUCAUCAUCAUCAUCAUCAUCAUCAUCAUCAUCAUCAUCAUCAUCAUCAUCAUCAUGA